Messenger RNA from Fusarium graminearum PH-1, 2274 nucleotides. RefSeq lists its product as uncharacterized. Gene Ontology annotation, molecular function: protein binding; damaged DNA binding. The coding region runs from base 1 to 2274 and encodes 757 amino acids. The transcript is spliced from 5 exons. The record is from RefSeq and is a predicted model, not a curated record. Gene Ontology annotation, biological process: mitotic G2 DNA damage checkpoint signaling; double-strand break repair via homologous recombination. Lineage: Eukaryota; Fungi; Ascomycota; Sordariomycetes; Hypocreales; Nectriaceae. Gene Ontology annotation, cellular component: Mre11 complex.
AUGUGGAUUCUGGAGAACUCUGAGGCCUUUGACGGCCGAAAGCUGUGGUUGCGACCAGGGAAAACAUAUUUGUUUGGCCGAACAGCAGCAGAACCUGGCCAAUUGGCUAUAUCGCACAACACCAUCUCGCGCAAACACUUGACCAUCACAGUCAGCCCCGUCGAACCAGGCCAGUCGCACAACCCCUCGAGCCGCUCUACCCUCACGAUAGAAGACCUCGCGACAAAAAUAGGCACCGUCGUCAAUGGAGAAAAAUUAAAUGGCACACAAAAGGUGAUCGAGGGAGAUAAGGCCGAGUUUACUAUGGGAAAAUGCCCAAACAAGUUUUGCAUCUCGUGGGAACCAAUCGUCUUUGCGUUUUCAUUUACUAGCAAGGAACUUCAAACAGACCCGUUGGCGACGCUUCGAGAGAGAUUUGAGCAGCUUGAUAUCAAGAUCGUGCACGAAUAUAUCAACACAACCACACAUGUUGUUUCGAAGAAGCGAAAUACUGCUAAAGGACUGCAAGCCCUGAUAAAUGGGAGGCAUAUAGUUACAGAGACUUUCCUCGAUGCUGUGGUUGAAGCUGGGACCUUACCAGAAGGUGCAGAGGCCACAGAGCUAAGUCCGCUGGAACAAGACCUCGUCCAAAACUGGCCCGAUGCCUUGCAGCACUUGCCACCCAGAGGUGGUGAGCCUGUACAGCAUCCAGAUUCGACAUAUGCUCCAGACCCAGAGCGAAGAGACAUUUUUGAGGGGUACACUUUUAUCUUCUACGACCAGGUCCAGUAUGAUAACUUACUAGCACCUGUUACAAAUGGUGGCGGCAAAGCAUUGAUACGCAAAGUUAUACCAAUGGAAACUGAAGUGGACGAGUUUGUGCAGACUGUGUCCUUGAGAUUGGACCAUCGUCCUAUUGAGCAGAGCGAAUUCUUGGAGGCAAUACUCAUAAAGGAUGCGAGUAUCCUUCGACGACCCCUUGAAGUCGAGUCUACCCAUAAUACCCAGGAGCCGAAUCACAUUCAACAAGAAGCAGAAGCAUCAGGCGGCUCACAGAAUCUGAACACGCAAGCUCAGUCCCCACCACCGCCUGAAGAGACACAAACCGCACCUCGUCGAGGACGAACAAGGAAGCCCAUCAAAAAACGGUUUACGGGUUUCGACGAUGAGAGUGAUAUUGAUAUGGACACUAUCCCUCCGGCCCCGGCCCCGGCUCCAGUACCUGUGGCUCAGCCUGCGACCCAGCCUACUACACAAAGACAACCAGAGGAAGAAGGAUUGUUUGUGUCUCAAGAGUUGGAUGUCUCUCCUGAGCCUCAGCCAUCCAGCAACACUCGCUCGUCGCAACGGAAGAGAAAAGCCUCGCCAUUGCCUGAAGAUGAUCUCAUGGAUGGCAUGACAACUGCGGCCGAGAAAUUCAAGCGUCAGCGGAUAGAAAGAGGUGAAGACAUGGGCGAACCAGCUGAGCAGAUGGAAACUGAAAAGCCCAAGGCAGUCCCAACACCAAAAAAGAAGAUCAAGAAGGAAAUCGACAUUCUGGCAAUCGCUGCUCAAAACAGAGAAAAAGAAGAAGCCCGUGCUCGAGCAGAAAAAGAGGAUAUGGCAAAUCUACCCGACGACGUUGACCUUUCAGAGAUUCGCAGGCUCAACAUAGUGGAAGAGAUGGAAGUGCGACAGCCCAUCAAUGGCCGAACAAGGGAACAAGAUAUUCGCGAUGGAAGAUGGAAUCCUAAAUGGAAUGGGAUGAAGAACUUCAAGAAAUUCAGACCGAGAGGCGAGGCGGCAGGACGACAACCAGCGAGGACCAUUGUACCCCUGACACAAGUCAAGACAAAGGAGUUUGGUGUCGGCGACGACUACUGGCUUGAGGAUGAGGGAACAGACCAUAGGAAGAGCAACACAACUCAACCUACAAGCAGAGAGACACAGCCUUCAGCCCCAUCGCCAUCGCCAUCGCCAACUCCUGUUUCUGCCCCGACACGCGGUCAGAAGCGAACAGUCCCCAUUAUAUCUGACAGCAGUGACGAAGAGGACAGUGGAAUUACGCAAAGAUCGUCAGCGCCAGCAACACGAACACGCGGAGCGCAAGCUGCAGCGUCGCAGUCGCAGGCCAACACAAAGAGCCAAGCAUCCCGGGUUACUAGUAGUAGUCAGGGAAGCAAACGGUCGGCAGCAGAGCCUGCUGCUGGACAACAACCUUCAAAACGGGCGCGACCAACGAGAAUGGCUGUUGAAAUCGCCGAUAGUGACGACAGUGAUGAUGAGCUCAAGUUUCGGUUUGGUAAGAGACGGUAG